This is a messenger RNA of Varanus komodoensis (Komodo dragon), 5386 nucleotides long. It is a transcript of the gene DHX57, whose product is annotated as DExH-box helicase 57. The transcript is spliced from 24 exons. Gene Ontology annotation, cellular component: intracellular anatomical structure. Gene Ontology annotation, molecular function: metal ion binding; ATP binding; protein binding. NCBI's taxonomy places the organism in Eukaryota, Metazoa, Chordata, Lepidosauria, Squamata, Varanidae. The coding region runs from base 36 to 4112 and encodes 1358 amino acids. The record is from RefSeq and is a predicted model, not a curated record.
GCGGUGUGUUGGAAGCCGGUUCUAACAGAGAGAAAAUGAGUUCAUCAGGGAAGAGAAGGGGAAGACCAAACAGAGGGGGAGGAAGAGGAGGAGGUUGUGGUAAACCCAACAAGCAUCAAGCCAGUGGCAGCAAAAAAGGCUUAAACAAGCAUUGGGAUGAAGAUGAUGAUGAUGAUGAUUUCUGUGUUUUUGGUGGUGCAAAGCAUAUAACCAGUCCUGUUAGUAGAGGAUAUGGACAGGCCAAACAUGAUUCUAAGAGUAAGAUGCCACUGCAGACACUGUACAUGACUUCAGAGAAUCAGAAGAGCGUGAAAGAACUUCUCCGUGAGCUCCAAGGGCAAGAUCUGAUUGCUGGUGCAGAGACACUUGUAUUGGGUGAAGAUGAUUUUGACAAACCAGAUUUCUUGGAUGAUGAGCAGUGCUGGUCAGAUGAUCAGGCAAUUUCUAAAACUAGUACAUCUGCUUCUUUUCAAGCACCUAUCACCCAUGUUCCUGAGGUUGAAGUAUCUUCGUUUGCUGUGCAUAAACUUUCCAGAUAUGGUUUUGAUAGUGAGCGUUGCCGAGCCGUCCUGCAAUCCUGUAAUGGUAAUAUUGGAGCAUCCCUGGAGCACUUGCUGUUACAGUGCUUCUCUGAAAAAUUUGGAGAGAAGAUCUCAGAAACUGCUGCUCAGGCCAGUACUGAAGACUGUCUGGAGCAAAGGCAGGAAGAGGCUUUUGCCCUCCAUUCCAUCUGUGGAGACAAAUUUGUGGAAAGAAUUAAAAACCGGGUUUGGACUAUUACGUUAGACUUGGCGUACCUAACACAGAUGCUCAGCAAGCCAAAACGAGGGAACAACAACCCCAGUAAUGAGCUGAAGUCAGCUUCCCUGGAAAUCUGCAGACAUUACCUCCAAGGACACUGCAGGUUUGGCUCAAGAUGCAAAUUCAAGCAUGAAUCUCCUCACAAGCAGAAAACACUUCCCUGUAUUAGGGAAGAUGCUCAUCUCAAACUUAACAGUGAUAACUCUCCUGUGUAUGAACUGGAAGUAAGAUUUCCUGAGGGCAACAAAUACCCCUAUCAGCCACCCCUUGUGGCAUUCUAUUCUACCAAUGAGAAUCUGCCCUUGUCUUGUCGAUUGCACAUUGCUGAAUUCCUUUAUGAAAAGGCCUUAAUAUCAUCCGAAUCUAAUGAACCUGUUAUUUAUGCUUUUAUAACGUGCUUAGAGGAUGAAGUUGAAGUAACAAAACUGCUUAGUAAGACUUUCCAUAAAUACAGCAGUCCUCCAUUACCUCUGGUGAAACCCUUGGCAAGAACACCAGCUGAUGUCAAUGAGCAUAUGCUCCCUAAUAGUUCAGAUGUUCCAUAUCAGAUUUCAGAAGCAAUGAAAGACUUGGUGAUUGAAGAGGAUGAUGAUGAUGAUGAUGAGGAACUACAGGCAGUUCAUGUAGAGAUGGAAAGUUAUGUAAACCUCAAAAAGAAGCUUUUAAAGAAGUAUAGUACCCCAGCGAAGCCCAUUUGCAAGGAAAAUUUAAGAAUUUGCAAACAGUUCAGCAUAAAGAAGUCCUCCAGGCAUUACCAGGCCAUGUUGCAGGAACGACAGAAGCUUCCUGCAUGGGAGAUGAGAGAAACCAUUCUUGGCUUACUGGACAGAUCUCAGGUCCUGGUUGUGAGUGGUAUGACUGGUUGUGGAAAGACGACACAGAUUCCUCAGUUUAUCUUGGAUUCCUCACUCGAAGGUCCGCCCAGCAAGGUAGCCAACAUUAUCUGCACCCAGCCUCGCAGGAUUUCUGCUGUUUCUGUGGCUGAACGUGUGGCCAAGGAACGAACUGAGAGAGUUGGGAUCAUGGUUGGAUAUCAAAUUCGUCUAGAAAGUGUAAUGUCUUCAGCUACCCGGCUGUUAUACUGUACAACUGGAGUGCUUCUGAGAAGGUUGGAAGGGGAUAUGAGUUUACAAGGAUUCACACAUGUUAUUAUUGAUGAAGUUCAUGAAAGAACAGAAGAAAGUGACUUCUUGCUGCUGGUUUUGAAGGAUAUAAUGUUGCAGAACCCGGAUCUGCGUGUUAUAUUAAUGAGUGCUACCCUGAAUGCAGAACUCUUUUCUCAAUAUUUUAAUUCCUGUCCUAUUGUUAACAUACCAGGUAGAACAUUUCCUGUCGACCAGUUUUUUCUAGAAGAUGCAAUUGCUAUGACUCACUAUGUCAUCGAGCAUGGUAGUCCGUACAUGCGCACUGUGAAACACAUUGCAGGCAAGAAAGGAAGACACUUGAGGACUGCUGCAGAGGAAGUAGAGGAGGACCUAAAGCGUGCUGGGCUUGUGCAGAGUACGGUGAUGGUCAAGGAUUCAGUCCCGGACCAGCAACUGACAUUUCAGCAGCUGCUGACACGCUACAAAGGAAUUAGCAAAUCAGUAUUAAAAACAAUGGCAACCAUGGACUUAGACAAAGUUAAUCUUGAAUUAAUUGAGGCCUUACUGGAGUGGAUUGUCAGUGGCAAACAUUCAUAUCCACCAGGUGCAGUACUGAUAUUUUUGCCAGGCAUGGCAGAAAUUAAAACUCUGUACAAACAAUUGCAGUCAAAUGCACUUUUCAACAACCGACACAACAAACAAUGUAUUGUUUAUCCGCUCCAUUCCUCACUUUCCAGUGAGGAACAGCAGUCUGUGUUCCUUAAGCCUCCCACAGGGGUUACCAAGAUCAUCAUAUCUACAAACAUCGCAGAAACCUCUGUUACCAUUGAUGAUGUGGCAUAUGUGAUUGAUUCAGGGAAGAUGAAAGAAAAGAGAUAUGAUCCAAGCAAAGGCAUGGAAAGCCUGGAGGAUACGUUUGUGUCCAAAGCCAAUGCCUUACAAAGGAAAGGACGAGCUGGACGUGUAGCUUCUGGGGUUUGCUUCCACUUGUUCACUAGCCAUCAUUACCAUCACCACCUUUUAAAGCAGCAGUUACCUGAAAUACAAAGAGUGCCUUUGGAACAGCUCUGUCUCAGAAUUAAGAUUUUGGAAAUGUUCUCUGCACAUAGCCUGCUUUCGGUUUUAUCUCGAUUGAUUGAGCCACCAACAACCGAAUCUCUUCGUGCAUCAAAGCUGCGGCUGCAGGAUGUGGGGGCCUUAAGUUCAGAUGAAAAGCUCACACCCCUGGGGUAUCACUUGGCUUCCCUGCCUGUUGAUGUAAGGAUUGGGAAGCUCAUGCUGUUCGGCACCAUCUUUCGCUGCUUAGACCCUGCGCUGACAAUUGCAGCAAGCAGGGCCUACAAGUCACCUUUUGUUUCUCCAUGGGACAAAAGAGAGGAGGCAUUUGCGAAAAAGCUGGAAUUUGCAAUAGGAAACAGUGAUUAUCUCGCUCUUCUUCAAGCAUAUAAGGGAUGGCGCCUCUCUUCAAAAGAGAGUGUUCAAGCAAGCCACAGAUUUUGCAGAGAGAAUUUUUUAUCAGAAAAUGUGCUCCAGGAAAUGGCCAGUUUGAAAAGGCAGUUUACAGAACUGUUGUCUGAUAUUGGAUUUGUGAAAGAAGGACUCCGAGCCAGGGAUAUCGAGAGGAGGUGGUUGCAACGAGGAGAUGGUGUUCUUGAAGCUACCGGGGAAGAGGCAAAUGCCAACGCAGAGAAUGUAAAGUUGAUAUCCGCCAUGUUAUGUGCUGCUCUCUAUCCCAACGUAGUUCAGGUGAAAAUGCCAGAAGGGAAGUAUCAGAAGACCAGUACAGGAGCUGUUAAAAUGAAGCCAAAAGCUGGGGAGCUGAAGUUCGUUACCAAAAAGGAAGGCUUUGUUCACAUCCAUCCAUCCUCUGUAAACUAUCAGACAAGGCACUUCGAAAGCCCUUACUUGGUGUAUCAUGAGAUGAUAAAAACCAGCCGGGUGUUUAUUCGGGACUGCAGCAUGGUGUCGGUGUACCCACUGAUCUUGUUUGGAGGAGGCCACGUGAACGUGUAUCUCCAAAAGGGCGAGUUUGUCGUCUCCCUGGAUGAUGGAUGGAUCCGCUUUGUUGCAGCCUCACACCAGGUGGCAGAACUAGUGAAGGAACUUCGCUGUGAGCUUGACCAGCUACUCCAGGAUAAAGUGAAAAAUCCCAGCAUGGAUCUAUGCACCUGCCCUCGAGGAUCUCGAAUCAUUAGCAUGAUAGUCAAGCUUGUGACCACGCAAUAAUACCCACCGCCAAGGAUUUGCUUAAGACUCAUCAGCAGAAUAACUGAAGAGUGAUUGAAGCAACACUGACACCUGUCAAUGUAACAUGUAUACAGCUCUGACUGGAAGUGUAAGGCUAUCAAAGGGUAUUAUUUAAAAACAGCAACAACCGUAUAUUUGGAAUAACCCUAAUGAUGUUACCUGGAGAAAUAUAUGCUGUUAGAAUCAUGGUACACAUUGAUACACACUUACAGAGAUGCAUAUUUUAAAGCAAAAUCCUUUUCCACGAGAAGUAUCCCUCUGCAAAAUGAGAGAAAAAUUAUAGUUUUUAUUCAAGUGAAAGAAGCUUUAAGAGAGAUGAAAAAAAUUCCAACCAUAAUUGUUUUCACAAUUUUUGUCCAAUAAAGUAUUGAUGCUUUUAAUGUGGAAAAUUAUGGUAUAUUUAGUCUUGCCUUUCUCCAAAAGGCAGGAUGACUUGCUAACCAUAACAUUUGUCUGUGUAAUUUUCUAAUUACAUAGACAGGUGUAAUUAGAAAAUGGAUGGCAGAUCCUUUUGAAGCAUCCAAAAUGAAAGAUCUAAAAUGGAUCUUUAAACUGGUCCUUACCUGAUCAAGCUACCAAUGAAUUCAAAUAUGUGUGGGUGAACACUUUGUGAAGUUAAACUUUUAGCACAAAAGUAAACUCUGAUCUGCCCUGCAUCCAGGACUCCACUUGUCUCAGCUCUUGGGAGUUACCUUCCUCCUUUCCCAAGUAUUAAGAGGAUGGUCUGUUUUUCCACCUUAGAAUGUUUGAAGCACAUUUGUCUUCCUUCAGAUGAUGCUGGCUCUGCUUCUGCAACUGUGAAGCAUUCUAGGCUUUGCCAAAGGAUGGCUGAAAGUCCUGCCACACCCAUGUCCAAGCACUGCCAUCUCCUGAGCUUAUGUACAUAUGUACUCCUGAAACACUUUCCUGCACAGGCAGAAAAAUGACUGUGAAAACUAAAAGGCAGUUCACUCAAGGCCUUGGAUCCUGAAUCAGCCUGGCAGCUCGACAGACAAGGAGCACAAUCUACUGCCAAAGUUAAGGGGAUGCCCCAUGACUUUCAAUAAUACUUAAAGCAGAAGUUUCAGUGUUGUUUUUGAAUAGAUAAGAAAGGGGCAGGGUGUUAGUGGAGGGCUGUAUAAUCGCUAUGACCAUACAAACAAAUCUGCUGGUAAAGUGAUGUAUAGAAUUAUGUUGUAAUCUUGAGUGCUUGUUGGCCAGAUACAUCACAACCACUAAGCUUUAUAAAUAAACAGCAAGUUGUUGAUUACGUA